Panicum hallii is the source of this 1865-nucleotide messenger RNA. Its product is annotated as probable glucomannan 4-beta-mannosyltransferase 9. Gene Ontology annotation, molecular function: mannan synthase activity. The transcript is spliced from 9 exons. The record is from RefSeq and is a predicted model, not a curated record. NCBI's taxonomy places the organism in Eukaryota, Viridiplantae, Streptophyta, Magnoliopsida, Poales, Poaceae. Gene Ontology annotation, cellular component: Golgi apparatus. The coding region runs from base 34 to 1512 and encodes 492 amino acids.
CUGCUGCGGCUGGCGGUGUCGCUGUGCCUGGCCAUGUCCGUGAUGCUGUUCGCGGAGAAGGUGUACAUGGCCACGGUCGUCCUCGCCGCGCGCCUGCUGGGCCGCCGCCCCGAGCGCCGGUACCGGUGCGAGCCCAUCCGCGACAGUGACGACGACCUCGAGGUCGGCAGCGCGGCGUACCCCAUGGUGCUCGUGCAGAUCCCCAUGUACAACGAGCGCGAGGUGUACCAGCUGUCGAUCGGGGCGGCGUGCGGGCUGGCGUGGCCGGCGGACCGGAUCAUCGUGCAGGUGCUCGACGACUCCACCGACCCCGUCGUCAAGGCGCUGGUGCGGGCGGAGUGCGAGCGGUGGGCGAGCAAGGGCGUGGACGUGCGGUACGAGGUCCGGGACGGCGGCCGGCGCGGGUACAAGGCCGGCGCGCUCCGGGAGGGGAUGCGGCGCGCCUACGCCCGCGGCUGCGACCUGGUGGCCAUCUUCGACGCCGACUUCCAGCCGGAGCCGGACUUCCUGCGCCGCGCCGUGCCGUUCCUCCUCCACAACCCCGACCUCGCGCUCGUCCAGGCGCGGUGGAAGUUCGUGAACGCGGAUGAAUGCCUGAUGACAAGGAUGCAGGAGAUGUCCCUGGAUUACCACUUCACCGUGGAGCAGGAAGUCGGCUCCUCCACCUACGCCUUCUUCGGCUUCAAUGGAACUGCUGGUGUGUGGCGCAUAUCCGCUCUGAAUGAGGCAGGAGGUUGGAAGGACAGGACCACAGUCGAAGACAUGGACUUGGCGGUCCGAGCAAGCCUCAAAGGAUGGAAGUUUGUAUUCCUUGGCGACCUCAUGGUGAAAAAUGAGCUCCCAAGCACGCUCAAGGCAUAUCGAUAUCAACAACACAGAUGGUCAUGUGGACCAGCAAACCUGUUCAGGAAAAUGUUGAUGGAGAUUGUCAGGAACAAGAAAGUGACACUUUGGAAGAAAAUCCAUGUCAUCUACAAUUUCUUCCUUGUGCGCAAGAUCAUAGCACACAUCGUGACCUUUGUGUUUUACUGCAUUGUCAUCCCGGCCACAGUCUUAGUUCCUGAGGUUGAAAUACCAAAGUGGGGUUCUGUGUAUAUACCAACCAUCAUCACCCUUCUCAAUGCUGUAGGCACUCCAAGGUCGGUUCACUUAAUUGUCUUCUGGGUACUCUUUGAGAAUGUAAUGUCCUUGCAUAGAACGAAGGCCACUUUCAUUGGCCUAUUGGAGGCAGGCAGGGUAAAUGAAUGGGUGGUGACAGAAAAGCUUGGUGAUGCUUUGAGGAUGAAAAUGCCAGGCAAGGGAUCCAACAAACCCUGCAUGAGGAUAGGAGAUAGGUAUUGUGGAAUCAGGUUGCAUAUUCUGGAGCUUGGUGUCGCAGCAUACCUCUUCUUCUGUGGAUGCUAUGACGUCACAUUUGGGAAUAACCACUACUACAUAUUCCUCUUUCUCCAAUCUAUUGCUUUCUUCGUCGUUGGUGUGGGCUAUGUCGGGACAUUUGUCCCGUAUUCAUAGCAGAAAUGCUAUGACACCAUCUUUAUGGAUUCAUGAUUGUGUUAAACUGACAGCUUUAUGGUACAUCACCAGAUGAAAGAUAAGAUUAAGCAGCCUUAUCUUGUGUGUACCUGCUGUCAGGAAGAGGAGCAGUGCAAGAGCACUGCAAGACAAGCAAUAGAAAUGUAUAGGUAUGUUUUAGCUGCUAGGAAUGUGCUGUGAAGCGCAUGAGGUUGGUGAUGACAAGCAGGCUGUUUUGAGUCUCAACGUCACCGUAGCAGCAUCAGCAGUAGAAAAAGAUAGCAAAUCAUGAAAGUUUCAUCGUUUGUUGUGCAAACAGAAAAACAGAAACCAUUUGCUCAUUCAUUGUUCGC